AUGACCCCUCCCAAGACCAAACCCAGACGCCUCUACCAAGUUUGGAAGGGUAACAAUAAAUUCUUGUGUGGCGGAAGAGUAGUCUUCGGUCAUGAUGCCGGGUCACUAAUUCUAACUUCAUUCCUAAUUGGAGGUCCUGCCAUAACAUUCUGCACACGAAUGCUUGUGAUGACCAAAGGGCAAAAUCCGUUCUUUGUCUACCCUGUAUUGAUUGGGGGAAUAGUCCUCACUGUUUUGGAUUUUUUGUUUCUGUUCUUGACAUCUGGUAGAGAUCCGGGAAUAAUUCCGAGAAACUCGCAGCCACCUGAAUCAGAUGAGGCAUCCGACACGCCCACCCCUUCAAUGGAGUGGGUUAAUGCUAAAGCCUCUGGUCUGAAGAUACCCCGAGUAAAGGACGUAACUGUCAACGGUCACACAGUAAAAGUAAAGUUCUGUGACACUUGUUUGCUAUAUCGUCCACCCCGUGCUUCUCAUUGUUCAAUCUGCAACAACUGUGUCCAGAAGUUUGAUCACCAUUGUCCGUGGGUUGGUCAGUGUAUUGGAUUACGCAAUUAUCCAUACUUCAUUAUGUUUAUAUCAUCAUCAACCUUAUUGUGUAUAUAUGUAUUUGUGUUUUCCUGGAUCAACAUUCUUCGAGAGGGCGGCAAGAUAUGGAGUGCCAUGUCUAACGAUAUCCUAUCAGUUAUCCUCAUAGUCUAUUGCUUCAUCGCUGUCUGGUUUGUUGGUGGGCUUACAGUUUUCCAUUUCUAUUUGAUUUGCACCAAUCAGACAACUUACGAGAAUUUCAGGUAUCAGUAUGAUAAGAAGAAAAACCCGUAUAGCAAGGGGAUAUUAGGGAACUAUAAUGAAGUCUUCUGCUCUAAGAUCCCACCAUCAAUGAUUGAUUUCCGAGCAUGGACAUCGGAAGAUGAUGAUAUAGUUGUAGGAUCCACCCCACCAGAGAGCGACCGAGGCUUCAUGGGCUCAAAAGAGAAAUUCGACAUAGAAGUGGGACAGAGAUUUAGCAAGGAUGCCGGUAAAGGACUUCCAAUCAUUUUGCAGAAUUUGGAUUACAGCGCUUUUGAUGACACUACGAAGAGGAAGAAUUUGGAUCACAGUAGUUUUGAUGAUCAUUUUAAGAGGAACAUUGGAGAUAGUGAACGAUAUUCACAUCGGAGUUCUGGCAUUGGAAGUAGUACUAGUUAU
Morus notabilis is the source of this 1185-nucleotide messenger RNA. RefSeq names its product probable protein S-acyltransferase 1. Gene Ontology annotation, molecular function: protein-cysteine S-palmitoyltransferase activity. The annotation marks the transcript as partial. NCBI's taxonomy places the organism in Eukaryota, Viridiplantae, Streptophyta, Magnoliopsida, Rosales, Moraceae. The record is from RefSeq and is a predicted model, not a curated record. Gene Ontology annotation, cellular component: Golgi apparatus; endoplasmic reticulum. The transcript has 5 exons. Gene Ontology annotation, biological process: protein targeting to membrane; peptidyl-L-cysteine S-palmitoylation.